AUGCAAGAUCAAGACAUAAAGGAUGUGACGCCAGCACAAGCACAACAGGGAAUCCUGGAUACAAAUCAUGGUGGUGGUGGUGGCGGGUUUUACUCCAGUGCAAGAAGUGGAAUGAAUUUUUAUGGAACCACAGGAUAUGGUGGAGAAGGUGGUAAGGGAUUUAUUCAGGGAGGGGUGGGUGAAAGAGCCAGGUAUAACGAUGUCGAUGGUGGGUUUGGUGGAGGUGGUGCAGCAUAUGGAGGAAAACUAGGAGGAGGAGGAGGAGGAGGAGGAGGAGGAUACUUAGGGGGAAGCAGUGGAAAUGGUGGUCGUGACACUUGUGGGGGGUGGGAGAGGCUCUUACAACGAUGGAAACAACCAGGACAAUGA
Molecule: messenger RNA, 369 nt
Organism: Stylophora pistillata
Lineage: Eukaryota; Metazoa; Cnidaria; Anthozoa; Scleractinia; Pocilloporidae
Product: glycine-rich cell wall structural protein 1-like
Source: RefSeq, a predicted model, not a curated record